AUGGAUCUUUACGAGCAAAACGAGACCUCUUCUUCCUCGGAGUGCGCCGGAGCGCUGGCGGACGCGCUCCGGGGCAACGGGAGCUCCGAGGCAUCGAACCUCACCUGCGGAAACGCCUUCACACACCUCACACCUCGGCGUGUGAGGCACAGAGAUGAGGACCACACGCUGCGCAUCCUGCUCUACUCGCUCAUCUUCUUCCUGAGUGUGUUCGGGAAUCUGCUGAUCAUCGUGGUGCUGACGCUCAACAAGCGCAUGCGCACCGUGACCAACACUUUCCUGCUGUCACUCGCCGUCAGUGACCUGAUGAUGGCCGUGUUCUGCAUGCCCUUCACCCUCAUCCCGAGCAUCCUCAAGGACUUCAUCUUUGGAGCGGCCAUGUGCAAGAUAGUGUCCUACUUCAUGGGCCUAUCCGUGAGCAUCUCCACGUUUAGCCUGGUUGCCAUAGCGAUUGAGCGUUAUAGCGCCAUCUGUAACCCCUUGAAGUCGCGAGUGUGGCAGACCCGGUCCCACGCCUAUCGGGUCAUCGCUGCCACAUGGGUGCUGGCCUUCAUCAUCAUGAUCCCGUAUCCAAUCAUCAGUCACCUGGAAACUUUUCAGCGCCCGGACAACACCACAGCGCACCAGUGUCGCCUCAAGUGGCCACUGCCAAUCGCCCAGCAGACCUGGUACAUUCUGCUUCUGCUUGUGCUGUUCGCGAUCCCGGGGGUGGUGAUGAUUGUGGCUUACGGACUGAUCUCCAGGGAACUGUACAGAGGCAUCCAGUUUGAGAUGGGCCACAAGAAAAACUCUACUGAUGUGAAAAAUGGCCUGACCUCGACUGUUUCAUGCGGGAGUGAUGAUGGAGACGGCUGCUACGUUAAUGUCCAGCGGCCACUCGCAGUGGAGAUGUCCACCAUGGUCGCAUCGAGCCGCCCGGUCAAGGCAGAGCGGCUACGCAGCAACACGUCGGAGGCCAAGCUGGAGGCCAAGAAGCGAGUCAUACGCAUGCUGGUGGUCAUCGUCGUACUUUUCUUCCUCUGCUGGAUGCCGCUGUACUGUGUCAACACGUGGCGGGCCUUCGACGACAUCUCCGCCACGCACGCCCUCUCGGGUGCCCCCAUCGCUUUUAUCCACUUGCUGUGCUACACCUCGGCCUGCGUUAACCCGAUCAUUUACUGCUUCAUGAACACACGUUUCCGCAAAGCCCUGCUCGCCACGUUCUCCUGCUGCGCCGCGCCUUGCCACCGCCGCCGCCGCCGCCGUGGGCUACGGGACAAUGAGGAGGAUGUCAUGGCAACGGGGGCGUCCAUGUCCAAGUUCAGUUACACUACAGUCAGCACCAUGGGAACCUGCUGA
Messenger RNA from Limanda limanda (common dab), 1338 nucleotides. RefSeq names its product cholecystokinin B receptor b (gene cckbrb). The record is from RefSeq and is a predicted model, not a curated record. Gene Ontology annotation, cellular component: membrane. Lineage: Eukaryota; Metazoa; Chordata; Actinopteri; Pleuronectiformes; Pleuronectidae. The transcript is spliced from 5 exons. Gene Ontology annotation, molecular function: neuropeptide receptor activity; gastrin receptor activity. The coding region runs from base 1 to 1338 and encodes 445 amino acids. Gene Ontology annotation, biological process: neuropeptide signaling pathway.